Messenger RNA from Lactuca saligna, 985 nucleotides. The record is from the annotation of a GenBank genome assembly. NCBI's taxonomy places the organism in Eukaryota, Viridiplantae, Streptophyta, Magnoliopsida, Asterales, Asteraceae.
AGAGGAGCUUGUUCCUUAUUGCAUUUUAGUUAUAUACUUACUGUGUUUCUCAUGGAAGGGGUGCAAAGUAGCAGGAUGUAUUCGAGUUGGAAAAUGGGGGAAAAAAAGUGGAGGUCCUCAGAAUGAGUGGUCUUUUGCACUUGAGAAAGAUCAUAAAUUGGUGAAGAUAACCAUUGACCAUGGUGAACUAAUAUACUCUCUCAUGUUCACAGCUAAAUGUGGAGGUGUUUUGCAUAAUUCCAACAAGUUUGGUGGUUGGAAUGGUGGAGACACAGUUUCUGAGAUACACUUUGAGGGUGAUGAGGAAAUAACUGAGGUUGGUGGAGCCAUUGGUAAUCGAGGGGGUAAUCAAGUAAUUUCAUUACUAUCAUUUAAAACAAACAAGAGGACAUAUGGACCUUUUGGUUGUGCAACUGAAAAUGUUUUUUCUUUACCAUGGCACAAAGGCUCAUUAGUUGGGUUUUAUGGGCUUGCUGGCUAUUAUAUUGAUAGCAUUGGUGUGUAUCUUAAAGCCUAUGAGAAUAUCAUACGGGUUGGAACAUGGGGAAAAACUGAACCUGGAAGUCCACAAAAUGUUUGGUCUUUCCAGCUUCAGAAAAAUCAUUAUUUGAAGAAGAUAAUCAUUGAUCAUGGUGAUCUUAUAUACUCUCUCAUGUUCACCACACAAUGUGGAAGCUUAACACAAACUACUGAAACCUUUGGUGGCUGGAAUGGUGGAGAGAGAAUUUCUGAGAUAAUAUUUGAAAGGGAUGAGGAAAUAACUGGAAUCUGCGGAACAAGUGCAUUCUCAAGGGGAAGUGUUGAUGGAUUGUCUAUAAUAUCAUCAAUAUCAUUCAUCACAAACAAGAAAAAUCAUGGACCUUUUGGUAAUGUAAGAGGAGCUCCUUUCCCUGUACCAUUGGAUGUUGGUUCUUUUGUCGGAUUUUAUGGGCUUGCUGGCUAUUAUAUCGAUAGCAUUGGUGUGUAUUUGAAAGCCUACAAGUGA